UCUGUUCCCUGUCUGUGUAUGGAUAUGUGUUCAUGUGUUCUGGCACAUGUCGGAUCUUGUGGCUGUGGUUGUGCGUGUAUGUGAGUGCGUGUGUAUGUGUGAGAGAGAAUGUUCCUAUGACUCAUAUAAACAUGACAUCCCUGCAAAGUUCUGUCCUGCUCAGUUUUGCCUCAAUAAGGCAACAUGUUCCCCUGCUCCUCCCGCUGUUCUCUCUCCACUCCUCCUGUUUAACCCCCUCCUGCUGCUGCUACCGGCUGCCCUCCACGCACUGCUCUUCAGCGCCUCCUGCUGGCUGGCCUGGUUUAACCCUUAUAUGCAUGAACAGGCCAAUGCACCAUCCUUCUGGUCCUCUGGAUGGUCCCAUCAUCAAAAGCUGGGGUUUGAACAGCACAGGCUGUUGAGAAGGUCCAACGAGGAAGGAGGACACAGGCAGCCAAAUAAGAUGAAAGGAGAGGAGGAGUUAAUUACUGGAACACAAACCAUCCUGCUUUAGAAUAAGGGUGGUGGGGCAUCCUCCUCUUCCUCUUCAUUUAUGGAUCUGCCUCAGUACGGCCCCUCCUCCACCAGCCCGGGGGCCAAUCGUGGAGCCCAGGGACGUGGCUUUUGGACUGAAAGAGGGUUGAGGAGCUGCUGUUAGGAGACACAUCAGCAGCCAUGUCCAGGGAGAUAAGCAGUGGUGAGCAAAGAGAUUAGCAGCAGUAACCUGGGAGAUCUGGACCUGUGAUCAGCAGGAUCAACAUCAGCAAACCAGGCAAUCAGCAGCUGUGACCACAGGCCAAGGAGAUCAGCAUCGACAUGAGUUUCUCCUUUACUAUCCAGGUCAGGGACAGCUCGUCCUCCUCCUCCAGCAGGGCUCCUGGGGCGGCGACCUGCAGCGCGGGAAACACCGAAGAGACAAACCCAAAGCCCGAAUCAGGACCAGCACUCCAGCUGGAGGAUGCAGUGCACAGUGUUGAGGCCCUCAGCCUGUCCCCUGGUGGAGAUCCAUCUGAGCCUCCCAGGGCCCCUGGGGACCGCCUCCAAGUAGGAGUGACCCAUAGGGAGGCCACUGCAGGGUCACAAAAGAGUGGUCCAGGACAGCAGGUACAGACUGUCCCUUGCUCAUCAUCCAGAAUGGCAGUCAGCAGUGCUCUGCCGGGUGCUGGUGGAGCCCGUGGAGGUGUGGCUGAGCUGGAGAGGAGACAGGCGGAGAAACGCAAGCAGAUGAUGAAGCCCAAGACUGCUGCAGCACCAAGCCCUCGGGCCUGGGCCCAAAAGCUGGAAAGGGAGGCAGGAGGCCCUAUGGGUCCAGCUGUGGUGCGAAUCCCAAGGACCCGGCGUUCUCCUGGUUCAGGAACCGACAACAAGAAUGUCAAGCAGAUGCUUCUGGACUGGUGUCGCGCCAAGACCCGCAAUUACGAGAAUGUGGACAUCCAGAACUUCUCGUCCAGCUGGAGUGAUGGACUGGCCUUCUGUGCCCUGGUUCACAAUUUUUUUCCUACGGCCUUUGACUACAGUGCACUCCAGGCCAGCGAGCGUCGAAACAACUUCCACACAGCCUUCAGGGUGGCAGAAGAGUUGGCUGACUGCCCCCCACUGCUGGAUGUAGAUGACUUAUUGCGGAUGGAGGAGCCGGACUGGAAGUGUAUCUACACCUACAUUCAGGAGUUGUACAGGUGCCUGGUGGAGAAGGGCCUCGUCAAAACCAAGAAAUCCUCUUAGAAGACCUGACCCGGUCAUGGUGAGGGCAGGUCAUAGCAGUGGCAUCACAACAGGAGAUGCGGGUGGGGCUAAGACCUCAGUAGGGCAGUAAUUUCUUGGUGUUUUAGUGUGUGAGACCUACUGUGUUCCAUGUUUAGUGCUGUGUUCAGGGCUGCAUGUUCAUUGUAUCAGUGUAGUUGACAUCACAUCAUCAGUUGUGUUUCAAGUGUUCAAAGCUGUGUCAGUGUUUAGCCUCUGAGACCUCAAUAAACAUUACCG
Messenger RNA from Scleropages formosus (Asian bonytongue), 1959 nucleotides. RefSeq names its product smoothelin a (gene smtna). Gene Ontology annotation, molecular function: protein binding. The coding region runs from base 796 to 1701 and encodes 301 amino acids. Lineage: Eukaryota; Metazoa; Chordata; Actinopteri; Osteoglossiformes; Osteoglossidae. The record is from RefSeq and is a predicted model, not a curated record. The transcript is spliced from 8 exons.